Messenger RNA from Pecten maximus, 6852 nucleotides. RefSeq lists its product as uncharacterized. NCBI's taxonomy places the organism in Eukaryota, Metazoa, Mollusca, Bivalvia, Pectinida, Pectinidae. Gene Ontology annotation, biological process: regulation of transcription by RNA polymerase II. Gene Ontology annotation, cellular component: nucleus. Gene Ontology annotation, molecular function: DNA-binding transcription factor activity, RNA polymerase II-specific; RNA polymerase II cis-regulatory region sequence-specific DNA binding. The record is from RefSeq and is a predicted model, not a curated record. The transcript is spliced from 6 exons. The coding region runs from base 199 to 2769 and encodes 856 amino acids.
GGAAAAAAUAAUCCGCCAUAUUGGAAUAAACAAGCUUGGCUCGCUUAUCGAAUAAUCACUGUUUUCGUUCAGAUUAUAGUCUGGUUGGAUGCCAUGGUGUAGCUUUUGUGGAGGACAUUCAAUGAGGACCAUUAUGAGGAUAAACACAUUGAGUGGAUAAUGGGGAUCAGAUGAUGUUUACAACUCUAUACCACAGGGAUGAUAGUGGACAACAGGGCUCUGCCUACAGAUCCUGUCAUGUUGUCACAGUUACCUCCCCUGGCUGUGGAUUCCAUGACGCAGAUACAAUUAACAGAGUUUAUACCCCAGCUGGUGACUCUUGUGACAGGUAGACAGCACCCUCUGUUUGGGAAGAGUCAGUAUAGACCAGAUUGGUGGCCACAGGAUGUGUCCUGGUCCUGGCCAGAUUCAGAUGACAGUGAUAAUUUAAAAAUCAGCAGCGACCUCAAUCAGGAUGAGUUAAAGAUAGAAAUGCUGCGGAAAAUUGUAACAAGCUGUUACAAACAUCUGGACCAGGAGAAUCUUCUUCAAGCUGCAAGUCUUCCACAGGAAAAUAAGGGCCAGAAACCCCCUGUUACCAGAGUACUUGUGAGUGUGUUAAAUCAGAAAUCUCCUGUCACCCAAAUGCAAGUGUUGUUUGAACACGAUGGAAACCAAAAUGCUGUUUGCUCUCAGGAAAACCCUAAAACCACAGUCGCACAAGCCCCUCCACAAGAGGAGAGUCCUACACCAGCAAAUAACCCCAUCUGGGUGUGUUUCCUUUGUGCCAAGCAGUUCACUAACCAGGAAGACCUCAUGGUUCACCAAGACAAGUGUGAGAAUGAGGAAAUGGAGGAAGUGGAGAAAGUGGAGAAGGUGAGGCUCCCUAAAGUGAUACCAGUGCAAGCCAUCCCCAAAACUCCUCCCUCAAAGACAGUUGCCUCAAAUAUGCCUCCACGGGUUUUCCCAAUGGGCCAGCCUGUACGAAAGGUCAAUACACGGAUGGCCCAAUCACGUGUGAUCCCAACUCAUUUGGUGCAGAGGCGAAGGAGACGCUUCAAGCCCGAGAUUUACAUCCCUCCUCCUAAGGACGUGUAUAUAAAACAUUUGUACUUGAGGGAGAAACCUCGAGACAACAGUGAACCAAUUGUCAAGGAGGAACAUGUUGAUAGUGACUGUGAGAUCAUUGAUGUUGAGAUGGUUACUACACCAGUAACUCCUCGUACCCCUAAGUCUCUAAUGUCACAGCUGAGUCGAGAUGCUGAGGGGAGUCACAGGAAGCGUCAGCUCAGCUUCUCUUGCCAGCAGAGUGAUUCUGAUAGUGGCGGAGAAUCAACAACGAAGGAAGCCAAACCAGCUCCUGCCAUCUGUUCUCUACUUCUAAACAUUGAUCUCUCAUCCCCUCUUGGACACAGAGUGAAAAAACAACUUAAGAUUGACAACACUAUUCCCAUUAUUAGUAAGGCAGACAUUUAUUGUAGGGGUUAUGAGAAAAAUCACUUUUUUGAAAAGUUAAGACAGAGGGAAGUUGCAUAUCCAUGUACAUUUAAGAAGAAAAGGAAGCAUGCUGAGUAUUACCAUAGAAUGAAUUUUACUAAAUCUCAGAGACACGAGUUUAUGAUUACAAAAAAGACUGGUCUAAAUAGAAAAAGUCGUAAACUCCUUAGUCAAAUGGAGACAUGCAAGGUGGAGUUAGAGCACAUGGACCCAGUGGAAGUGAAGGAAUGGCUGAGACGUAAGCCUAAGCCUCUCAUGCCCAAUUACUACCAGCAGGCUCGAUAUGCACAAGCUGUGUUUUCCAGGACAAGUGCAAAUGCCAGGCAUUUCAGCAAUGAGGUUAUACAGAGGGCCAUUGGAAAGCCUUUGUGUGGACCUCUGUCCGCCAAGAUUCGCCAUAUGAACCAAAGUCUUGCCUCACUUUCAAAGAUGGGCCCAAUUCCAAGGUCUUACAUGAUCACCCAGGUUGUGAAGAAUCCUGAUGGUUCAGAGACCAUGAGGAUGGUGCAGGACCAGACCUCAGUCUAUCGUCCAAUAUACAGGUCCCAGGCUGCUGCUGCUAGUCGCAGGAAACAAAAUUUUGAAAGUGAAAGACUUGAACGGUCAAAUAAUGAGAUCGAGAUUAUAGACUUGUCUUCAUCUGAUGAGGAAAAAGGCCCUGUUCAACAAGAUGUCCGAAAACCCACCAAAGCAAUCCAUAGAACCAACAUACUAUCUAAGGUAUUCAGACCAUCUGGCUCGUUUCAGCCUCGUCCCUCUGGUAGUGGAAUACAGAAUAACCCAGUCCUUAACAGACCACACCCAUAUGUGCAUAUCCCAACAACUAAUCCUAAGGGAUUCAGUAUCCAUUCCUCCCCUCCAGGGGCUCGCACAUGUAAGGAGCUUCAACAGCGCCCCUUGUCAAGUGGAGGGACUCAUGUGGCGGAGUUCGGAGAGAUAGGGCAGGGUUUGGUGAUGAAGUCACCCAGUCCUGGUCCUGGCCUGAGAAUUAGCUCUGUUUACAGCCUCCAGGACUCUCAGUCAGAGCAAGUUAGGGACAACUCAAACUUUACUACAAUUAGGUACCAGUCAGGUGUUGUUAAUCCCCCUGGUCCUAGACCCCUUCUUACUAGACCACAGGGCCCCAGACAACAGAUAAAUAACCCUAGACCAGGACUCCAGGGGCCCCCUAGGAUGGUGAGAGGACCCAGGCCAGAACCUGUCAAAACCUCCGUCCAAAAAAUGGAGGUGACAGGUAAAAACAAUGACACACAAAUGGUGGACGUUAUCUGUAUUGAUGACGAUGAUGAUUAGAUGACAACUAAAUGAUCAUCGACAGUAACGAGUGUAAAUUUCUAUAGCAGCAUUGUGUGAUGUAAGCUAAGUGAUGCAAGAUUUCAGCAUAUUGUAUGUGGAUAAUAGUAUACAUUAUAUCAGUAUUUCUGAUAGUUAUUUGUCCUGCGUGUGAAGUUUGUGUCCUUCAUGAGAAGUUUUUUUUCAUAUAACCCAUAUCCAAAUGUACUAGUCACUAUAGCAAACUCUUGUGAAAGUCUGUUGUUAUUUGAAAUCAUGAUUCUGUGUCUAAAAAUCAGGUCAGUAAAACGUUUGGAAUGAACAUCCAGCAAUCAUUCUGAUGAAAAUCAACAUGUCUUAUUUAAAUCUUAAACUACCAAGUCUUGUUAAAACUUUGCCAGUCAACAGUUACAGUGAUGUCUUCUCCAGUGUAACUUCUGUAGGCAAUCUUUUGUAAUAGCAGUACAAUAAAGAUCUAGUUCUGAGGAUUUGAUCAUGAUUGAUGGAUAAUCUGUGAUAAUCCGUCCUAAACUGAGUGAUCUUGAAUCAAUUUAAAAUAAUUUUCAGGUGUGAUUAGUAAGCUUAGGCUUCUGAUUGCUGUUGAUGGGAUUUAUUCAAUAAUGAGUAGAAGAGGGAUAAGUUACUAAAAUGAUAAUGUAUUGUUACUGGUUAUUGUCCUUAAAUGUAUUGCUAAUUUGUUUCACCAUCCAUGUCAUAAACACUGAUCAUGACUUUAGCAGUAAAUAAUGUUUUAAGAGUUUAUGAGGCAUGAUAUGUGGAAUCACAUGGCCUUGGUAUACAUUUCCAUCUCCAUUCUCAGUUUUAUUUGUGUACUGUAAGGUUAUAUUCUUCUUAAACACAUGAAUGGUCCAUUGGGUAGAGAAUCUAUGUCCCUUUGGGAAGAAGAAUAUUUCAUUAUACACAAAGUCCCAUCCUACAUGUAGUUGGGGGGGCUGGCUAGGUAUAACUUGUCGUCUACGUUGAUGAUUACCUUCCCUCCGGUAGAACAGAAGAUAUCAUUGAUCAGUAAGGACUGGUAGGACUUUCAUCCAUAGGAAAAAGUGAUGACUUUGUAAUGAUAGUGUAACGAUAGUUGCAGUACAUAAAAUCUUUACCUGCAUGAUUCCCAUUGGCCGAUUUGUUGUGAAUUCUCAUGAGAUUUUGUUCAGUUUUGAAGCCAUGACUAUAUAACAGUCCAUAUUCCCAUUGAAACAACUUAUUCAAUUAAAUGUUCUUUAAUGUGGAGAUAUAUAUUUUGCUCACUGGAGAAAAGUCAAUGCUAGAAUUUUAGGAAUUUGGAUAAUAUAUCACCGAUCAUUUACUUUCAGCUAGAAAAUAUUUAGGGAAAUUCAUUACAUUCUAAUCGAAACUGGAAGCUGGAGCCAUUUUCAGUCAAUAUUUUCUGGCCCCUUUUCAGCAAUGUUCCUUUCUUGAGAAAAUUUCUUAACUUGACAUAGUAUUGGCUUUAUUUUGGGGAAAAUCUUGGUUAAGGAACAAACUUCCCUUUCAUUCUGUAAUAUGCUUUCCGAUGGAAAGUGAAAGAAUGUUGAUAAGUCAUGACACUGGAGCCUGAUUAUUAUUAUUAUUUGUACCCUCGAUCAAAGGACCUUGGUCUGGUUUCAUCUGGAGCACACUUUAAAUACUAACGGCAUUGUGAUUAUGUUUAUUGACAUUUUAAUUAAUGUUCAUCUUGAUAUAAUAUCCAAUAAUUAAGGGGGUACACAUUUUACAUAAAGGUAACAAUAUCAAAAUGAAUACCAAGUUAAUGUUCAUUACAAUCAACGUGAUACCGGUAAUUUGUGUUGAGGCUUUGUAACAUGAAUAUACAUGUAAUUUCUCACAAAAUGUUUAGCUGCUGGUGUCCACUUCAUUAAACUGAUCACAGAUGUAUCAUUACAUGAUCAUCAUUUAAGAGUACAACUAACAAAGCGAAUCAUAUUGUUCAUUCAUGUUAAACAAACAUUUUGAAAAUAAAUUUUCUAACAAAGCAAUAAUCUUAUUUAAUGGGUUUAUAAUGAUAUAACAUAGCUUUAUUCUUUUGAACAUGUUUCUACAUUACUGAAGUCCAAACUUAUGUCUUAAGAUGGGGCAAUAUGUUUCUUUCUUUAACAAGUUUAAUGAUUUUCAUCUAUUUCCUUUGUUUACAGAUGAUUGAUAUGCAAAGAAUGCAACAUUACAUUGUACAUUGUAUGUACUGGAUUUUAAUUUUUAAUUUAUACCUCACUUUACCACUAUAUACCAAUUUGUAGGUUACCUCCCUUCCAUUGCUACAUUCUCUAUAGAAAGGAAGUGAUAUACAACAUAUUAAUUGUAACUGUCAGUGUGGAUUGCACUUUCAAAUAUCAUUUACAUAGAUCAUUAUACAAUAAUGCAAAAGUGAUUGAAGAUUUGUGUGUAAAUGGAUUUUGAUGAGUCUUGUAUAUUUGUAACAAUCCUGCUCGUGUUUUGUUUAAGAAUGCUUGAGUAUGUUCAUACAAAUGUUGUAUGGCCACAUUUAUUUAGCCUUUAUGUAGUAGAAUGUGCUAAGAGUGUCAGCUCCAGUAUUUCAAGUCCACCAUCAUCAGAUGGUUGGCCAUUCAAAUUGCCCUACGUCAGUGGUCCAUUGUAAGUCUCUAAACAAUAUAAUGCUUAGUUGUGCCCAUUCAAUUUUUAGUCUGAUCAGUUACAAAACAAUAACCGAACCAAAAACAAAAACAAAUGGUAACAGCUAGCAGGCAGCUGCCAUCUUGGAUUUUGACAGAAGUUCUUAGAUCUUCUGAGAAUUUUACAAUAUGAAGGUUUUUCUUGUCAAAUGAAUGAGAGAAAAGAAAGGAGGUAGCUAGAGAAAAGAUCAGUCUUACAUGGUACCAAAUUCAACCAAUACAGGUUAUUCAAUGGUGGGUGCCAAGAUCUCUCUGGGAUCUCUUGUUUGUCCUAUAUAAACCUAUGUCCUGUUUACGGGCCUACUUUGUCAUACUAUCCUUUACCUGGUACAGUUAGCCAAUACCUCUUCAGCAGUUCACAUCACAUGUUAUUAGCAGGAUUAGUCUUGGAAUUCCUCUUCAGCAGUUCACAUCACAUGUUAUUGACAGGAUUAGUCUUGGAAUUCCUCUUCAGCAGUUCACAUCACAUGUUAUCAGCAGGAUUAGUCUUGGAAUUCCUCUUCAGCAGUUCACAUCACAUGUUAUUAGCAGGAUUAGACUUGGAAUUCCUCUUCAGCAGUUCACAUCACAUGUUAUCAGCAGGAUUAGUCUUGGAAUUCCUCUUCAGCAGUUCACAUCACAUGUUAUCAGCAGGAUUAGUCUUGGAAUUCCUCUUCAGCAGUUCACAUCACAUGUUAUUAGCAGGAUUAGACUUGGAAUUCCUCUUCAGCAGUUCACAUCACAUGUUAUCAGCAGGAUUAGUCUUGGAAUUCCUCUUCAGCAGUUCACAUCACAUGUUAUUAGCAGGAUUAGUCUUGGAAUUCCUCUUCAGCAGUUCACAUCACAUGUUAUUAGCAGGAUUAGUCUUGGAAUUCUACAUUCAUAGCACAUGAAUGAUAUAUUGAACUGUUAUUGUUGGGAAAUAUCAAGGAUUUCAAGCAUUUUGAGGUGUUAACUAUUACAAGAUCAUAAUAUGCAAAAGAUAAGCUAAACUCCAUGGUGUCACUUUUUAGUGGAGGGUCAAAUGUUUUACUGUUAUGACUGUUGAAUGCUAAAUAGUUAAAAUUUACCCCUGGUUUUUGUAUUUUUGUCUGUUUCCAACGAGUAACUGAAUGCAGAAAAACACAUACAUUUAUUCACAUCACAAUCAAUUCUUUAAAUAUUAUAGUCCCUUUCUGUAGCACUGCCAUUCAAGUAUCAACCAUCCAAGUCUGAUAAUCUGUAGAUGUAUGGCUGAAGAGGUGGGCGGUGUUUACCAGUAUUUACUGUACAUAUGUAUCUGUAGCUAGUGGUAUGUGUAAAGUAGAAUCAUGUACGUCCAAUUAAGUGUAUAGUUACAAUGAAAUCACCUUGUACAUAAAUGGUGAUGUGUGACCAGGCUGGUACACUGAUCAAGUCUGGAUUACGAAUUUUCUAAAAAUUGUCAUGAGAAUAACAAAAAACAAUAAAAAUAUUGAAUUUGCUAAAGGCAUAUACAGAAAUA